CUCAGAUUUGGAAAGAAGAAAGAUGCGAAGGUAAAGAAAGCAGAAGCCAAAUCCACGCUACAGAGACAGAAGUCCGAGGUUCUGAGUGAAGAGGAGCUGGAGAGGAUGAAAGAGGAGAGAGAAAGGAUCGAGGCGAAGCACGCGGAGCUGAGGGAGCGUCAGGCCAGAGAAAAAGGACCUGAUGUUGAGGAUGAUUACAUGGACCCCAACUACGCACGCAUCAACAACUUCAGAGACAACUCCUCCCCGCGUCACUCCCCCUACAGCAGAACCCGCACCCCAUCUCCCCAACGCCCGCCACCCCACGGCCUCGGCCCCUCCCACGGCAACGAGCCAUCCAAUAAGGACCCCCUGGACGGGCUGUACGCCAAGGUCAACAAGCAGAGACAAGCCCCGCCCAUGGCCGACAGGUGA
This is a messenger RNA of Oncorhynchus nerka (sockeye salmon), 414 nucleotides long. Its product is annotated as partitioning defective 3 homolog B-like. Bases 106 to 414 code for a protein of 102 amino acids. Gene Ontology annotation, biological process: intracellular protein localization; establishment or maintenance of epithelial cell apical/basal polarity; cell adhesion. The record is from RefSeq and is a predicted model, not a curated record. Lineage: Eukaryota; Metazoa; Chordata; Actinopteri; Salmoniformes; Salmonidae. Gene Ontology annotation, cellular component: cell cortex; apical junction complex; adherens junction. The transcript is spliced from 2 exons. Gene Ontology annotation, molecular function: phosphatidylinositol binding.